Stereum hirsutum FP-91666 SS1 is the source of this 2009-nucleotide messenger RNA. RefSeq lists its product as uncharacterized. The transcript is spliced from 2 exons. Lineage: Eukaryota; Fungi; Basidiomycota; Agaricomycetes; Russulales; Stereaceae. The coding region runs from base 140 to 1924 and encodes 594 amino acids. The record is from RefSeq and is a predicted model, not a curated record.
CCUCCUGCCUCUCCCUCUCAAAGUCUCCCGUCUUACUGUCUCAUUAGCCAUCACUACUUCCCUCUGUACACAUUAUUCAUCCAACAGAACCUACUGAAAAGUUGUUUAUACGGCCUGGAGAUAGCUGCCGAGAAUCACUAUGGCAGACUUCGACCAUAACAAUAUGCACGAAGGUGCAAACCAAAAGUAUCUCCGCACGGACUCUUCCACCUCCUUUGCAUACUAUCCUCCACAGUCUAGAAAGGCGACCCGCAAUGCAUCACUCAGAUACCACCCUUUCAGCAUGCUCGUCAUGACGGUCUGGAUCAUCCUGACAGUCGCCCUAGUCGUGCUCCUCGAGAGGUCCGUCGCACUCGGCCCUACCACCCUCCACCUUCCUUGGUACUACAGCAGUACCGGUCUCCCCUCCGACCUCCUCACCGUCUUCGCCCAAGGUCACGUCCCCAUAUCCAUCAUGCACCUCUGCCGCCUCGCCGCCUCGGGAAUCCAGUCGCCCCGGACCGCUCCACGAACAUGGAUCGAAUUCUUCUGGACGGUAGACAUGUGCUGGUCCGGGCCCGUAGGGAUCUUGGCUACCCUCUGGAGCAUGACGAAGCUGAGGGUGCUCGUCUCUCCGGUUUUGGUGGCAUUUUCGGUCAUCAGCAUUGUGGCGCUGGUGACACCACUCGUCCUGGACCAUGCAUAUCCCAUUCGGACGAUCGACGUGCAGCUCCAGCGGACGUUCAACCCUAACACGCUUUCGGCGUCGAAGAUGGGCAACAUCGACGCGUAUGCUCAGCUCGCACAGGGAGGUGCGGGUUGGGCCACGAAUUUGACGGUGAUCAACCUGUUCAAUGAGACUACUUUUACUCCUGUCGGCGGAGACCGUGGAACGAACUCGAGCGAUUUCUUCUUCGCGGGUGAUGUUGAGAGCUUGGACACUGCCCUUCCCGGAGUUCGCGUCCAGGGUGGAUGUCAAGCGAUAAACGACCAGACGAGCCUCGGAAAUUUCACCGCAUUCACGGCCUAUUGCAAGAACCAACUCACGACCGUCGCCGACCACAAGGCCCUGGUCAUCGGAUCCGGGGCUAUCGACCUAAACCUCAACGUCUCAUAUUGCACGAACAUAUCCUCUUUCUCCCCCCUCCAAUCCCCUUCCUACACCUCGUCCUUCGUCUGGUUCGAGAACACCGCCGGCCGGAUAUCGGGAGACCUCGUGAAGGGUCUCGUACGCUGCGACGUCUGCGCCAGCACGGGAAAUGCAUCCGUCUACGGGCGCACUCUCACCUUCGACAACUUCGUCCCCAACAACACCAUGUACCAGUCCACACAAGGCGGAGAACCCCUCCUCGACCCCAUAUCCGCCGUCAUGUAUCACCUAGCAGACGCUACCACGGCCGACAGCGACGAGGACAGCCAGGAGCCGCUCAACAUGUUGGGAUAUUACGAGACUAGCGAGGACGGUGUUCCGCUAUACGUAUCCCCCUCUCUCGAAGGGUACGCAGCGGCGAUGUGGCGCGGUGCAUCGCAUAUGACAGCCGCGAUUGCCCUUCUCUCCCGUUCUUCCGAUACGACCUACCCCGCUACGUCGCACACCCCCGUCUCCGCACGGACGAAAGACUUCGCGUUCUUCGUCGUCGCUCUCGCGCUUCUAGGAGUCUGGUUUGUGGGGAUGUUCGCGCUGACGGUGGGGAUGUGGAGGAAGGCGUCCGGAGAUUUGUUGGACAGUUAUACGGCUGCGCGGAUAGUGGCAGGGCGGCCAGAUCUGGUGAAUGUGGAUUCGCCGGAGGACUUGGAGGAUAACCCGAGGCUUUUGGAGAAGUUUGACGGGGGGAACGGGAUCCGGGUUGAUCUGGGCGGGGAAGAGAUUGGAUAUGUGGCGGCUGGGGGGAGGGGGACUCUGAGCAGUCGACGACCUCAUGAAGGAGAGAAGUAUAACUUCUAAUCACAUUAUUUAUUCUGGAUUUCGUUGGUGAGAUAAAAGGGUUCUAUGUAUGAGUUGAUCGGUGAUACCUAUUCAUUUAUUUUGG